This is a messenger RNA of Klebsormidium nitens, 3633 nucleotides long. Lineage: Eukaryota; Viridiplantae; Streptophyta; Klebsormidiophyceae; Klebsormidiales; Klebsormidiaceae. The record is from the annotation of a GenBank genome assembly.
UCAAAGGUCAAUGCAGAAAGAGGCAACCUGCGCGAAUUGGGGGUUGGUGAGCAGCGAUCGCAGCCAUAGCUGGAAAUGCAGCAGGAGGAUGAUGUUAGGAAUGGCGUACUGAAGGCAGCGCGUUGACUCGGCUUGAGUCUGCUCUGGGAGCUUCAGAACGUCUUUCCAACUCUCAAUGAAUAUGUCAAAGCGUGCAAAGCACUGUCCCUUGCAUUCUGCAGGAUAGGAAGCCCAAAUAACGAGUUUCGGUCGUAUCGAAGGGUUGUCCGGUGCAGAACUGGUAGCUUGAUCUAGGGGACUCGUAGGAUCCGCCAAGCUGUCAGCAUUCUGCAAGCUGGGUUGCUUAACACCGCCACUGAACUGAUUGCGAGUCUGCUCGUGAGAGAGGAUGGAGCUUGAUGUGGAGGAGGGAGAGGCGGAACGCUUUGAGUUGGACCCGGUCUAUGAGAACAUUGCAGCCCCCAAGUACUGGGACUUUGGGCGGCUCUCGGAUGAUGGAACAGUGGACAAGUGGUUUGAGGAUCCAAACACUGCCAUCGUUGAGUCUCCUGCUGCCUAUCAUGAGCCCAAGAAGCUGCUCAAAGUCAACAGCGCCCACAAGAAGUCGCGCUCAGUGUCGGGUUCCCCGUUGCGGCUGCGCCAGAAACAGGGGCAUCCCCCAACCUCCCCAGGUCGUGCCCAGCGCAGACAAGUGGUCGGCCCCUCCCCCCUCCGCAAGUCCGUGCUUUCCCUCACCGCCAUGGCUGCCGCAGCCGUCUCUGCUUCUCCCUUCAAGGUCCCUGCUGUUGCGCCCCCAGCAAACGACGAGAAUCAAGACGAGCCCAAUGUUGGCAGUCCCCCAUCUCAGCCUGCAGACCGUCCCAGCCCUGUAGAGGAUGACCCCGUUCUGCCAACACAACCAGAAGUGGCUAGCGUGCCCUCAGAAGCACUCUCGACCGUCGACCCCAUCGAGCGUGCUGAGGCAAAGGCAGAAAGCACGUUGACUAGGAAAAUUGAGAAGCCCGUCACAACGAGACCCCCGCUCCCUGCUUCCGCCGCCGAUGCAUUUGCACAGGCAAUGAGCGCCACUCUGGCUGCGGCCUCCCAGCCGCUCUUCAUGCGCCGCAACAAGAAGCCGCUGGAGCCCCUCCAGACAACGACAGGUGGCGCCAGGAGAGUGCCCGGGCGGGACCUCCCUGGCCCCGCCAGGCCUGCUGACGUCAGCAAGGCCGUACUACGGCAAGACAUGUCCGUGCCCCUUGAGAGCAGCGCCGCGAUGCAAGAGAAUGUGGGAGUGGGGGGGCAGAUUGGAGGGCAGCGGAAGCCCCCCGCCGGGCCAAAGCCGGGGCACGUGCGGCUAAGGAGCAGUCGAGGGAGGAGCUUAGAUGACCGUAGCUGGAAGGGGGCAGCGGAAGUAGCAGCAAAAGGUGGGGAGGAUGGACGGCGCAGCGAGAAUGGGGAGGCGGCCAUGCUUCAGCGAAGGAUUGGCGCUGAGAACAAGGCUGAUGCAAGAAGUGUUGUUGCAAAAGACCCGCCUAUCCCCAAGAAGAGCUCGUUAGGAAGGGCGCGGAGCAGUGGGGGCAGCGUGCGAAGCAGCCUCGGCGAAAUGGAUGAAAAUGCAAAAGGGGGGGUGGGGAAGCUGAGUGCGCAGCUCAGGUUGGCCCCCACUGCGGUGGGGCGGCUGAAGGGCCGGAAGUCGGAAACGGCAGGGCUGGUGCGCGCGAGCAGCCCUCGUGUGGAGAAAGUGCGCGCGGCGUGGAAGUUGAGGCGGAGCAUCAACGUGGAGCUGGGUGCAAAACAGGAGAACUCGAGAGUGGGGGGGGGCAAGAAGGUGGCGGAUCUCCUCGAGGAGCGGAUGAAUAACCUCUCAAUCGCAGAGGAUAGAAGCGUCAAAGGGGAUGUGGCGGGGGGUGUUGAGAACGCAGGGGUCAAGCGGGCGUUGAGCCCUCGGCGAGAAAGUACUGAUGAUCAGCCCCCGCCAAGCAGUAUGGAGAAGGCGGGCCAGCUGCUGCGGCGGAUGGGCGCCGCGGUGGGGGCCUUGCUGGGGUCAGUUUCCCCCCUAGAAAAGCAAAAACCAACCGGAGGGGAGGGAAAAGCGGGGGGCGAAGAGGGGAAAGUUGCUUGCGUGUUGCAGUUUGAGGAGAGCGCACAUGGGGGCCGGAGAGGGAGCUUCUUGGCCGCCCCAGAUCAGCCGAAACCGUGCACAGGUGUCGAACCAGAGGAACCGGAAGAGUCCCCCCGAGAGGAAGGGGAGAAGAUGGAAGGAGGGAGGGGUAAGAGGCGGUCGCUGCUACAGAGGCUGGGGGGGGCGAGCAGGAAGGCGCGCGAGAGGAGUCACACCCCCCGGGGGCGAGCCAAGAAGGAGGGGGCCAGGAAGAGGGGCACACCGGGAGGCAAGGCAGGAACCAUCUCGCAUGCUCGUCCGCUGGCGGUGCGGCUGACCUUGAAGGAGAAGGAGCGGCGGUUGGCCGUGGUGCGCAGGAUGGCCAAGCUGGAGCAGGACAGCAGGAAGCAUGCGGUCACCAUGGGCUGGCUGCGUUCCUCCGCUAUCCCUCUGGCUGCCCCCCGGCCAGCAGCCCCGCCCGCUCCUCCCAAGGUCACGCAUCCCCACCCCUUCCCUCUCCGAACGGAGGAGCGGGGCGCAGCGAAGCUCGCGCAGUGGCAGGCUGCGGUGCAGCACCAGCGGCGCGAGGAGGAGGCCGCGCGCAUCCCGCACGCGCACCCGCUGCCGCCCUCGCUCGACGUGCCGCAGGUCCCCCCGAAGCCGGUCGUGAAGCACUCGACGGUGCCGGCGCCCUUCGACCUGGACAGCGUGCGCCGUCACGAGGCUGUGCGCGCGCGCAUCCAAGCGGAGCUGGACAGCCAGGCCGAAAAGGCGCGGCGCAGCGCGGCGGGGCACAUCAAGCCGCGCCCCGCCAGCAGCCCAGGUGCUGCCGGCCUUUCCGGCGCGGCCCGCUCCGCUGCUUCCGAGGCGGAGGCGUUUGCGCUGCGCACGGAUCAGCGCGCAGCGGAACGGCGCGAGUUCGACCAGCUCAUGGCCGACAAGAUCGCGGCCGCGGCGCGCGAGCGAGACCAGGCGGAGCAACGGAAGAGGGAGCGCGAGGAGGCGGAGGUGGCGGCGCUGCGGCGCAGCCUCGUGGUCCGCGCUCAGCCGAUGCCCUUCUUCGACAAACCCUUCAAGCCACGCAAGUCCACAAAGGGGCUGACUGUGCCCCAUUCCCCCAAGUUUUCAAUCAUGUCGUAUGAGAAAGCCAACAAGGCGCCCCCUCCGCCAACUUGGAAGGAGCUUUUUGGAGACCAUGGGCGGCCGUGAUCUGAUCAGGCAAAGUGUCUGUCCUAAUUUGCGUGGUCGAGGCCGCUUUAAUUGAUUGGGCAGGUAAUAGCGAAGCUGAUCUGAGAAAAGUGGCACAUGUUGACUCUAGCUACGAUGAACUGCAUGUACUCUGCUGUUCCAGACGAGAAUCGAGUGUCGGUGUACAACCUGACGGCAGGCAAGCCAGCUAUAUCCUGUUAGUGCACCGGCCACAUAGCUAGUACGUGAAAACAAUUUCUGCCGCCACCUUGUAACUGGACAUGACAUGCACAUAAAAUUCUUGCCUCAGUAACUGGAGCCUCGGAGAUUUGAAGCCCGCUCGUGGACCAUCUUUGGCGAUC